This is a messenger RNA of Musa acuminata subsp. malaccensis (wild Malaysian banana), 780 nucleotides long. RefSeq names its product CBS domain-containing protein CBSX3, mitochondrial. The record is from RefSeq and is a predicted model, not a curated record. NCBI's taxonomy places the organism in Eukaryota, Viridiplantae, Streptophyta, Magnoliopsida, Zingiberales, Musaceae.
GCCUUCACAACCUCUGCCAGGGGAGCAGGCACAUAUACCAAUUUGGUACCCUCACCAGCUGCAGCUAUCCCUCCUGAAUCAAGGUAAUGCAAGGAGUAGUUAAAGCAAUACAGGCCCAUGGAAACCGGCUCAAACAUGCAGUUCUACAGCACCUCAGAUUCACGGAUGGCUUUUACUGGCCUAACAUAGUCACACGUUUUGAGACUGCUAUUUCAACUCCUAGGAUACCACAUAAAGGAUUGGAGAACAUAACAGUAUAUGAGCUUCUGAAAGCAAAGGGAGAAGAAGAAAAAGAAGCAGUAUAUUGGUGUCGCACGAGUGAUACAGUCUAUGAUGCAGUACAGAAUAUGACACAACACAAUAUUGGAGCCUUGGUUGUGAUAAAGCCAGAGGAUGAAAAACUGCUUGCUGGUAUUGUCACUGAGAGAGAUUAUCUACGGAAAAUUAUUGUGCAAGGAAAAUCUUCCACAGCAACAAGAGUCGGGGAAAUAAUGACUGAUGAGAACAAACUCAUUUCUGUGACUUCCGAUACAAACAUUCUAAAAGCUAUGCAGCUAAUGAUAGACCAUCAUAUUCGUCACAUGCCAGUAAUUGACAAGAAGGUAGUUGGCAUGAUCUCAAUCGUAGAUGUCGUUCGAACAAUAGUAGAACAGCAACAUGCAGAAGUGAAGCAUCUGAAUGAGUAUAUCAAAGGCAAUUAUUAAUACAAUAUGGUCAUCCAUACUUGAACAUUUACCCUAGCAAAAUCUCUGUGCUGCAACACCAUGGUGUUUGGAAUCA